CAACCAUCCGCGCAUCAAAAUGCUUACAACAAGAUAAAUAGCCGUGCAACUGUUACCCAACCCACGAUAAUAUCCAAAGGACGGAAACAAUUACCAUCAUUACAUACACACCUUAUCCACAAGAAACGUCACCUUUGUUGGGUUUUCGAAAGGGGCGGCCAGGUGGAGUUAGCACCAUUAGCUUAGCCACAAGCUAAUACUGAAAGCACAAUUAUUAGACGCGGUUAACGUAACAACGGAGCGGGAAUACCACUCGACGACGUAUCUUCGCCCGUAUUCCAAAAUGUGUCCUAAAUGAAAGUUGAGGUGGGAACGAACAGGUAGUACAACUCACCCGUCCAUCGCACAUGAACGCGGAACUGCCAAGCAACAGGUUCCCACUGGCCAGCAGCAGUUUCCUGUUAUGGACGGACAAAAUGGCGUCUGACGCGAGCGGGGCUCUGAUUGGACGGUUAGCAAAGCCUGUGGGCGGUUCUUGACCGAGCUGCGAGCUGAUUGGCUGAGCGGGAAAGGGAACAGGAACAAUACUUUGAGUGGUUGAAGAUGAGCGUCUAAAUACAUUCAACAUGACACUUUUCACUUUGUAACGCGACUGGACGUUAUUGACUUGUUUUGGCAUCAGGAGAAACAUAAUCGACACACGCAUUUGGUACACAUUUGUCGAAGUACUCCAGAAUAUUUGGUUUUAUUUACAGGAUAUGCAAAUGCAUCUUCAUUUCAUUCAAAUUCAUUAAAAUGUGUUUUUUUAGCAUACUCCUAACACUGUAUGCAACUAACCAACAGUGCAGUGAGAGUCACGUGAUCAGCACCGGAAAUUUGGGGCUUCCUCUGAUGUGCCGUGACGUCACACAAGGGCCUGCAGGAACGCCCCUGACAUCCCUGAGCUUCCCCAAAUCCAGAUCUGCUCUGUGGGAUGGGAGUCCUGUAGGAGAAAAGCUCUGCCUCCAGCUGUGCUCUCCCAGGAUGCCUCGGCUCCUCCUGCGUGAGAAAGCUCUUCGUCUGGCGCAGCGUCACGCCCGCCGCUGCAAAAAGUCACAUGUUCCCUUCUUCUUCCUGGGCUCCGUCUCCGUGGACGCAGAUGAGGAGGGUGUGACUGUCAAUCUGGAUCGGUUUGAUCCAGGUCGAGACCAACCUGGAACAUCAGAUCGCGUUCCCACUGUUUUGAUACCGGGAGAUGUCCUGGUUCCGUGUGUGUUCUCCUCUCAGAAGACAUGUGACGACAACGUCCAAUCCGAGGCCGAGCUGUAUUCCUCCUCCUCUGACUUGCAGCGCUACGUCAGCGGCCGACAGACCCUCGAUCUGUCUCAGCUCAUAAAGGUCAAGGGUCGUAUCAACUGCCAACUGCUGGCCGACACGGCGCUCUUCGAUCUCAGCUGGUCGUAUGUCUGCCCGUCCACCUGCCUGGACGUCCAGCCGGUCCGAGCCAUCCCCGUCAUUCCCACGGCGCUACACAGGAGUCUGACCAGCUUGGGCCGGGUGCCGCCCACCAAUCACCAGCGAGGGUUUCUGACCAUGGAUAAGACCAGGAAGCUGGUUUUGGUGCUGGAAUCUGACCCCAAAGCCUCCAAGAUGCCGCUGGUCGGGCUCUGGAUGAGUGGCGUCAUCCACGUGUGCAAUCCUCAGGUGUGGGCCUGGUGUCUGCGGUUCCUCUUUAGCUCCGCCCUCCAGGACAGGGUACUGUCAGAAAAUGGCUCUUUCCUGCUCGCCAUCUUUGGCUCCACCCACAGAGCCCCUCAGUUCUUCCAGUGUCGAGGUUCUGAUUCUGGUUCUGACAGUGGCCAAAUGGACUGCCGGUUGUUAAGCGCCACCGAAGCUGUCACGCUCUACCAGGAGGUGAAACCGGCAGACCAGCAGACUUUGCACUUUAAUUUGAGUCCAGAAGGCCGCGUGAGGCGGAUGCAAGCGCUCCGACACGCUCAGGGCUCCUUCAGCAGUGGAGCUCCGCCCCCUGCCGUCCUGUCCAUCAGUAACCACGACUCGGGAGUGGAGGACGAUGACGGCUCACCGCGACCUUCGCGCAGUCCGCACUUUCCCGCUCAACAGAUUCUACACGUUCAGCCGUCUGUUCCAGAACUUUCCCUGUUGAUUGAAAACAGUUUCAUCUCCAAUCACAACCUGCAGCAGGACACGGACUGGUCGCCCCACAACCAGCCCCCUCCUUCAGAAAACGCCCCCUCUUCUGCUCCUCCCGCCCACCUCCACAGCACCCCCAUCGCUGACCUCCCGCGGCCGUGCACCUGUUGCCCCGCACAUGCACACGAAUGCACGCCGGUGGUCCCAUCUGUGUUCCACGGCCCUACCCAAACGUCUGCCCCUUCCAGUCUUCACCCUGCUCCUUUUCCUCUGCCGGACUCCGCAGAGAAGUCCGGCACAUGCCCGCUUUCCUGUUCCGCCGUCCUUCCUGUUCCAGUCCCGGAGAACCCUCCCUUCCCUAACCCUGCUUCUCCCACAUUACUCGCCUGCCAGUGCUCGAAAGGACCACAGGCGGGGGGGAUUUCACUUGACGUUUAUGUGCAGCAGCUCUACAUCCUGCAGGCUAAGGUCGAAAAGCUAUUGGAGAAUCAGGGCGACCCACCGGCCCCCAAGACCGUGACCAGUAUCGCCGUGGAAACGGGCGCCAGUCUCUAUUGGGGGGAUCAGACCCCUCCGACUCCUAUCAGCGAACCUCACGCUCCGGCAGGCAUCAUUGAGGACACCGCUCUCAUCGACCGCGAGGAGCGCAGCUGGCUGUUUAAGGAAGACAUCAUGCCCGUGAUGUUGCAGAGGUUCUCCCCAGACUCUCCCAUGUUUGACAACAACAGGUCCAUGGAGACCUGGAAUUACUUGACAAAAGUCAGGCGACAGACUAAAAGAGGCAGAGCGCAGCCCCCCACGCAGAGUCAGCUGUUUAGAGAGGAGGAUGCGAUCCAAAAUGCAGCUUCUGAACUGCAACUUCAACGAGGACAAGGAAAACACCGCUGCUCGCAAGCCAGUGGGGAACGUGCUAGACCAGGACCAACUCACACAGCUACCCAACAACAUGUCCGUGGACACCCUGAAUUUCUUGACCAAAGUCCAGAAAAAGACGUCUGCGAAUUGCCGCUACGCCGGCGACAGACCGGAAGAGGCAGAGCGCAGCCCCCCACGCUGAGUCAGCUGUUUACGGAGGUGCGAUCCAAAAUGCAGCUUCUGAACGCCAACAACGAGGACAAGGAGAACACUGCUGCUCGCAAGCCAGUGGGGAACGUGCUAGACCUGGACCAACUCUCACAGCUACCCAAUUUCCUUUGAGCUCACCCUCGCGUGAUUUUAUGUUUUAUUGAUUGUACAAUAAAGUUGAUUUGGUUUGA
Molecule: messenger RNA, 3329 nt
Organism: Entelurus aequoreus (snake pipefish)
Lineage: Eukaryota; Metazoa; Chordata; Actinopteri; Syngnathiformes; Syngnathidae
Gene: stil
Product: STIL centriolar assembly protein
Exons: 14
Coding region: 736-3270 (844 amino acids)
Biological process (GO): protein localization to centrosome; centrosome duplication; smoothened signaling pathway
Cellular component (GO): centriole; centrosome
Source: RefSeq, a predicted model, not a curated record